UACAAGAGAUGGCCAGAGACUGUGGACAUAGUACAGGAGAUGACCAGAGACUGCGGACACAGUACAGGAGAUGGCCAGAGACUGCAGACAUAGUACAGGAGAUGACCAGAGACUGCGGACACAGUACAGGAGAUGACCAGAGACUGCGGACACAGUACAGGGGAUGACCAGAGACUGCAGACACAGUACAGGAGAUGACCAGAGACUGCGGACAGUACAGGAGAUGACCAGAGACUGCGGACAUAGUACAGGAGAUGACCAGAGACUGCGGACAGUACAGGGGAUGACCAGAGACUGCAGACAGUACAGG
This is a messenger RNA of Staurois parvus, 310 nucleotides long. The record is from the annotation of a GenBank genome assembly. NCBI's taxonomy places the organism in Eukaryota, Metazoa, Chordata, Amphibia, Anura, Ranidae.